Molecule: messenger RNA, 1427 nt
Organism: Xylaria bambusicola
Lineage: Eukaryota; Fungi; Ascomycota; Sordariomycetes; Xylariales; Xylariaceae
Exons: 1
Coding region: 117-1151 (344 amino acids)
Source: RefSeq, a predicted model, not a curated record
CAUGCGUAUACUUACACGGUGAUGGGAUUCCCUCUAGUCACCGAGCUCUCUUACCACUGAGCUGAAAGCCGGAUAUAUCUUGAUCAAAAACGACCAUAAAGUCACGUCCCAAGAAAAUGGGCCAUAACGUAGAAGAAGGGAAUUCCAUAUACCAUUAUGUCUCUGGCUUCGGCUCGUUUUCAGAUUUUAUUGCCAGCGACGAGGACAAAAGCACCGCGGUUUACAAUCAGUUCAGCAGAUUAGCGGCCAGGGAUCUAGUAUAUUAUCAAAGCGAGCUGGCAGAGCUUCAGGCUCUGCAGGACCAAUACGACAUUGAAGAUGCGAAAGACGUUGAGGAUCUGCAGAAGCUCGAUCUUGGGAGUAUUAUCAGGGCACACACUAGAGAUUGGGUAACGUUCAAGCACUCAGCUUGGGGCCAGAGCAGACCAAACACUCAUCUGGUGCCAGACGAGCGGUGGAAGAAACGGAUGGAUCUCGCCAUGGAGAUCCGGGCAACAUUAAAGGACUACCAAGAGGCUCUCAUCCGCCAGUCGACUUUGGCUAGUCUACCCCGUCCAUCAAGGCAGACGAUGACGGCGCUGUCGAACUACUUCCACACGCGGGCCGUUGUCCCACAUGCGACUCCUUCCGCCGCGCAGCAGCAGACUACAACGACGUACCCCAUUCUGACGGGCGCGAGUUCGAAGCUCUACGCGACCGGUAUGACGGAAGCGCAAAUACGUCUCUCAGAUUACAUUUCGCUCUCACGGCCGGCGGAGGCUGAGGAUCCCCUCACGCACUUCCUCAAGACGUACUGCUCGUGCCUGUUCAGGGAACGCAUAGAGCCCCUAGAGUUUCCCUCUCGGGCAAUCUCUCACCUAUCAGCGCGGCAGGUCGUGCGGUACUCCCUUACGCGGAUUCAACUAGCGGUAUCCUUCAUCACGACUUUCUUUGCUGCCGUGCUACUCUUCCUACCUAUCGCAGUCCUUCCCAUAUCAUCGUCACAACAUGAGACACUUGGCCUCAUCGCGCUCUUCGUCGCUCUAUUCGCCAUUGCCAUCAUGCUCAUGACGAACGCUAGGCGGGCUGAGGUGUUCGGUGCCUGCGCCGCCUACGCUGCCGUGCUUGUUGUGUUUAUUAGUGGAGAUUUCGCAGGUGGGGGGAAUAAGUAGGCAAAUUGUCUUGUCACUGUCGACUGAUGGUGUAGGAGGGGUGGAAACGACCAAAAAGCGGUCUCUAGGUACGAUUGUUUAGACUUUCAAGCCAUAUUUACUGAGUAAUAGUAAGUCGGUACGCCACAAGCCUGGUGCGGAUGCUGAGGUGAGCUUCAUGACCUGAAGUAGUUACCUGGCGGUAUGGCGUUCUGCUUAUCUUCUAUUGCAACCACGAGCUUAGAGUAUCUAGGCGCUAAGUUGAUUCAUGAAAAAUAUGAUUUGUUGCUGCACGAG